Molecule: messenger RNA, 4678 nt
Organism: Carassius auratus (goldfish)
Lineage: Eukaryota; Metazoa; Chordata; Actinopteri; Cypriniformes; Cyprinidae
Product: transcription factor COE1-like
Exons: 17
Coding region: 457-2268 (603 amino acids)
Biological process (GO): regulation of DNA-templated transcription
Molecular function (GO): DNA binding; DNA-binding transcription factor activity
Source: RefSeq, a predicted model, not a curated record
UGCUGCGCUCGUGUUUAGUUGCCCCUCUCAUAGUCAAAGGAAGGAUUGAUUCCUUUGGGAAGAGACACAAAUCACUUCAAUUUGAUCGAGAGGGCUCAGGAUACAGCCUCAUCUUGAAUUAUCCACUUUUUAGGUUUUUUUUUCUCCUGAUAAAGAAAGCCGGAAAAAAGAAGACAAGAGGCGAAAAGUUCUUAGGUCAUGAUGACAUUUGAUAUGAGAUCUGCUUGAUCGCACCAGCUGCUCACAGGAAACAUUAUCGGCACAGAAAACACGGCUUUCUUUUUGUUUCCACUUUGCGUCUUAGUGACACCGUGAUCUGUCCUGGUUUCUAAACUCCUUCCCAUCGGAGCGCUGAGCUGCCUCUCUCUCUCUCUCUCUCUCUCUCUCUCUUACGCACGGGAGGUGGGCACCUGAGAACACUACCAACGGGAAGAGAGUGUGAGAGAUCCCGGUUUCAUGUUUGGGAUUCAGGAGAGCAUCCAAAGGAGUGGGAGUAUUUUGAAAGAGGAGCCCAUCGGAGCCGGCAUGAACGCAGUCCGAACAUGGAUGCAAGGCGCCGGGGUGCUGGAUGCGAACACGGCCGCGCAGAGUGGAGUGGGACUGGCCCGGGCGCACUUCGAGAAACAGCCGCCCUCAAAUCUCCGCAAAUCCAACUUCUUCCACUUCGUUUUAGCCCUUUAUGACCGACAAGGACAGCCGGUGGAAAUUGAGAGAACCUCUUUUGUCGGAUUUGUGGAAAAAGAGAAGGAGACUACAGGAGAAAAGACAAACAAUGGCAUUCAUUACAGACUGCAACUUCUCUACAGCAACGGCAUCAGAACAGAGCAGGAUUUUUAUGUAAGACUAAUUGACUCCAUGACUAAACAGGCCAUCAUAUAUGAAGGUCAAGACAAGAACCCAGAGAUGUGCCGUGUGCUCCUGACUCAUGAAAUCAUGUGCAGUCGUUGUUGUGACAAAAAGAGUUGUGGGAACCGCAACGAGACACCCUCCGAUCCCGUCAUCAUCGACAGAUUUUUUCUCAAAUUUUUCCUGAAAUGCAAUCAGAACUGCCUGAAGAAUGCAGGAAAUCCACGGGACAUGCGGCGCUUUCAGGUGGUUGUGUCGACGACAGUGAGCGUAGAAGGACACGUUCUGGCUGUUUCGGACAAUAUGUUUGUGCACAACAACUCCAAACAUGGCAGAAGAGCUCGUCGGCUGGACCCGUCGGAGGGAACGGCGUCAUACCUGGAGCACGCUGCACCUUGUAUCAAAGCCAUUAGUCCCAGUGAAGGCUGGACAACAGGAGGUGCUACUGUCAUCAUCAUUGGAGACAACUUCUUUGACGGACUGCAGGUCAUCUUCGGCACCAUGUUGGUCUGGAGUGAGCUCAUCACACCUCAUGCCAUCAGAGUUCAGACCCCUCCUCGUCACAUCCCCGGAGUGGUAGAGGUCACGCUUUCCUAUAAGUCCAAACAGUUUUGCAAAGGCACACCAGGAAGAUUCAUCUACACAGCUCUGAAUGAACCCACCAUAGACUAUGGGUUUCAGCGGUUACAGAAGGUGAUACCUCGGCAUCCAGGAGACCCUGAACGCUUGCCAAAGGAAGUGAUUUUAAAGAGAGCAGCAGAUCUGGUGGAAGCCCUUUAUGGAAUGCCUCAUAAUAACCAGGAAAUCAUUCUUAAGCGAGCAGCGGACAUUGCUGAAGCCCUUUACAAUGUGCCACGAAACCACAACCAGCUGACCGGCCUCACCAACAGCUCUGUCCAUGCGAGCAUGAUGGGGGUGAACUCCUUCACUGGACAGCUCGCCAUUAACGUCUCAGAAUCCUCUCAGGGUGGAAACCAGGGUUUCAGUCGUAAUACGAGUAGCGUAUCACCACACGGUUACGUGCCCAGUUCCACCCCUCAGCAGAGCAGUUACAGUUCAGUAUCCACCAGCAUGAAUGGCUACGGCAACAGCAGCAUGACCAACCUGACCGGCUCCCCGAGCUUCCUGAACGGCUCUGCUGCCAACUCACCCUACGCAAUCGUCCCCUCCAGUCCCACCAUGGCCUCCUCCACCAGCCUGCCCUCAAACUGCAGCAGCUCCUCUGGAAUCUUUUCCUUCUCUCCGGCAAACAUGGUUUCAGCUGUGAAACAGAAGAGUGCGUUCGCUCCAGUCGUUCGGCCCCAAUCCUCACCUCCACCGACAUGCACCAGCACCAAUGGGAAUGGUCUCCAAGAUCAGUCUUUUGUCGACUCUAACAAGUACUCCACAGCCAGCGCGCUCCAGGGCCUGGCCUUCUCCUGAAUUAUCCCUGGAAUGAUCAUUCCUCCAAUGUAGAGUGCAUCUGUGAGUGUGUGUGUGUGUGUGUGUGUGUGUGUGUGUGUGUGUGUGUGUGUGUGCAUUUAUGUGCAGAACAGAAGAUGAAACAUGCUUUCAUGUCACUGGUCUCACUGAACAUGUGCAGGAAACUCCGGCGCUGGACUGACCUCACGGUCCUGUUCUGAAGGAUGAAAAACUACAAACUCAGGCCCUUUUUAAACACAAUCUGCUUUGAAACAAAAAGAUACAGACGAAGAAAAACAUAUUGAACUCGACUGUUGUACCUCCAUGUUUUGAUGUUGAAAUUUGUACUCACCUUCUAGACACUUUUUAAGAUAAGUGGCGACCCGUCCCAUCUACAUUAUAACAUGAGGUCUAUUUAUUUAAAAAUGUAGUAAAUGAAUUGCCAUCAUAUUUAUGUGUUUCUGUGUGUACCACCCUUUUAUGAAAUGAUACCUGACACAAUAUUGCAGUGGUUUCUAUUUAUAAUUUUAGAUGAAGGAUUGCAGGUGAUUUUUGCGCAGUAAUGUCCCACUGAAUUUUUUAAUUACAUCUGAAUUUGAACAACUGAAGUCAAUCAUUCUACAAAAUGCCAGCCAUUUAAAUUCAUAUUAAAACGGUACCAGGCGAAAAUAUAAUUUAUGCCUUUUUUUUUUUCUUUUUUUUUACCAUAUUUAAAUACCAAUUCAGAAUAGAGAAACUUAGCUCCUUUGCUUUUUCACCAUCUUGAUUUUCACACUCAUAUUCCAUUUGCUGAGAUUACGCUGCCUUCAAGUCCUUCUGGAAAGUUAUGAUUCAAAAAAAAAAAAAAAAAAAGAGAAGAAGAAGAAGAUGUUUGGCAUUUUUUUAUUUCUCCCUCUCUCCUUAAAUUUAAUGGCAAGUUUUUCGCACCACUGCAACAAAAUUAAAGGAAUAGUUUUCCCAGAAAAGAAAAUUCUGUCAUAAUUUACUCACCCUCAAGUUAUUCUAAACCUGUUUGGUAACCCACAUUCUUCCAAAUAUCUUAUUUUGUGUGAAAUUAAAUUCAUACAGGUUAAGAAUAACUUUGAGGGUAAGAAAACAAUGGCAGAAUUUUAAUUUUUGGGCGAAUUUUCUCUUUAAAAGUAAAGGAUGCAUGUAAGGUUUGUACUGUACCUGAUGCUUUGUGCCUUCAAAGAAUGAUAGUUUAAGUAUCAUUUUAUAUUUUUUAGAUGGAGUUUUAGAUGUAUUGUUAUUAUUGAUUCAUAGCACACAAAAUGUUAUUAAGAUCAGUUUCCACAAUGAUUUUAAUUGCCACACCACUAACUCAGAACAUUGAAAGAAACUGAAGAUGAAGAUAUUGCAGUGGUAAAUCUGAUAAUCCUCCCAUGACUUGAAGGCAACAUUUGGCAUUUCAUUUUCAUCUCUACCAGUUUGUCAUUAUGUAAUGCCAAAAUGUAUAGACCAGACACUUACCCAUAGUAACACAAAAGAGUCAAAGUGCUCAGUAUAUACAGAGACAGGGCAGUCUAAAAGCCCUGGACUUUAUAUAUAUACUUUACUUUACUUUGCAGUGGACUUCCUCCAAUUGAUAACGUCAUACUAAACUGAAUGAAAGGUCUAGAUGAUUAAUAUUUGUCGGAGCCGUUUUGCUUUUAUUGCAUUUCAGUGGAUCACAACUGGUUUUGCCUUGAAACCCAGAGUUUGCACAGCACAGCACUGAAAUGAUCAUGCAAAAAGAAUCAAAAUAUCUUUAGAAUAAACAAAUCUAUUAGAACUAUGCACAUUAUAUGAACCAUAGCAUUUUAUUAUUUUCAUUUAACAUUGAUUUUCCCCCUACUGUCCAUGACCCUGUCAGAUCAGACCUGUUGCCCAUUUUCAGAGCGUGUCCCACCAGUUGAGAACUACCGAUGUAGAACAGUCUGACUGUAUGUUCAGGAGAUGAAGGCUUUGGAUGUUACAGCAUAGUCAGCACUGUGAAUGUUCUGUUCCCUUCUCAUAAAUGAUCCGAGAUCUAGAUGUAGUCAUCACUUUGGAUUCUGGCAUGUAUGAUUUGUACAGACUGAUAAAUAUGUUUGAUUUUAUAAUACUCUUUUAUUUUGCCAAAGUCAUUGUUUUAAAUAUAUUUAUACAUCAGAAUGGAGUCAUGAGGCAGCUUUAUACAACCUAGUGUCACUGAUAUAAUGUUUACGACAUGCUUAGCAGAUCUCAUUGACUUUGACUCUGAGGUUUUGAUGAUCAUGAAGGGGUAUCUGCAGGAUAACCAUAUGAAUAUUGUAUGUAUGUAUCGCUUGAAAUCUGACAUGCUUCAAACUGUCCUCAUGUUUGUGUUUUCGCUUGUCAUUUGCUGAUGAUCUGUUUUUAUUUUGUCAUCUGCCGAGUUGUGUCCAUAAAUGUGAUUUUGGAAUUUUAUUUGUAUAGUAAUUUUGGUGUCAAA